Messenger RNA from Trematomus bernacchii (emerald rockcod), 3108 nucleotides. RefSeq names its product cytoplasmic polyadenylation element binding protein 1b (gene cpeb1b). Gene Ontology annotation, biological process: negative regulation of cytoplasmic translation. The transcript is spliced from 12 exons. Bases 78 to 1814 code for a protein of 578 amino acids. The record is from RefSeq and is a predicted model, not a curated record. Lineage: Eukaryota; Metazoa; Chordata; Actinopteri; Perciformes; Nototheniidae. Gene Ontology annotation, cellular component: neuron projection; cytoplasm; nucleus. Gene Ontology annotation, molecular function: mRNA regulatory element binding translation repressor activity; translation factor activity, RNA binding; mRNA 3'-UTR binding.
UGACUUCUUAAAUAUGACCUUUUAUUGAUGCUAGCGGUUAUAAUUUGGACAUUUCUCACAGGCUGUUAGUCCACAUCAUGGCUUUUUCCCUGAGAAACGAUCCCCGCAGGCCAGACAGCCCGGACUCGGAGUCUGCGGCCCUUUCGACCUGCAGCAACGCGGACAUCUUUCGCAGGAUGAACACCUUGCUGGGUAACGCUCUGGAUUUCAGCGGUGUGUGCACCACACCUAACAACACCAGGGGAAAGCCAGACCUGCUGUGUGAGUCGGAGCUGGCUGCGGUGGGCAGCAGGAGGAUGCUCUUCCCAAACUGUGGUGGAAUUCCCGGCUCCCAGGACACGCCGACGUCCCGGGGCCCUCCGGGUGUCGCAGACCUGGGCCUGGGCCUCCAGUCCCUCCGGCUGUCUGGCUGGGACAGACCCUGGAGCAGCCAGGAUACGGACGCACACAGUUCCCCCUCCCCGGUUCAGACCAGCUCACCCUCCAUGCUGGGUAUGCUGAACAGCCCCUUCAGCAGCCUCCUUGGGAAGCCCCCAGGCUACCUGCCCCCAGAGUCCAUGAGCAUGGCUGCUGACUUCCUGGAGAAGUUUCCCAGCAUGGCUCGCAUAGCAAACCGUCUGGACUCCAGCUCCUUUUUAGACUCUCGCUCCAACAGUCCUGAAGACUCUGAGACCAGCGGCUUCAGCUCUGGCUCAGACCACCUCUCUGAAAUGCUGUCGACUCUGCGGAUUUCCCCUCCUCUGCCUUAUAUGACAUCAAGCAUGCAGAAGGACCUGCUGCGGCUGGGCGGGCGUCUGGACCCCCAGGACUCCGGCUCCCCUCUGACUCCACCGCCCAGCGUCAGCCCCGCCUCCGGCAUUUCCCGCCGCUGGCGUAGCAGCUCUCCCUGGCCUGGUACAGACAUGCUGGACCACCAGCCUGAUGAUACGUUCAGCAUUGAGAGGGAGGCCCGCCUGCACAGACAAGCUGCAGCUGUGAAUGAGGCCACGUUCACCUGGAGCGGCCAGCUGCCUCCCAGGAACAACAAGGAUCCUCUGUACUCCUGCAAGGUCUUCCUUGGUGGUGUGCCGUGGGACAUCACAGAAGCCGGCCUGAUCAACACCUUCAGCGGUUACGGCCCUCUGAGUGUGGAGUGGCCUGGUAAGGAUGGAAAGCACCCUCGCUGUCCUCCCAAAGGUAAUGUUGCUAAAGGGUAUGUUUACUUGGUGUUUGAGAACGAGAAGUCUGUGCGGGCGCUGCUCCACGCCUGCUCCCAGGACCCCUUCCACCCCGAGGACAGCAGGGAGUACUACUUCAAGAUGUCCAGCCGCAGGAUGAGGUGCAAGGAUGUGCAGGUGAUCCCCUGGGUGAUCUCUGACAGUAACUACGUGCGCUGCCCCGCCCAGCGUCUGGACCCCAGUAAGACGGUGUUUGUUGGGGCGCUGCACGGCAUGCUGAACGCUGAGGCGCUGGCCAGCAUCAUGAACGACCUGUUCGGAGGAGUCAUGUACGCUGGCAUCGACACGGACAAGCACAAGUACCCCAUAGGCUCUGGACGCGUCACUUUUAACAAUCAGCGCAGUUACCUGAAGGCUGUGUGCGCAGCAUUUGUAGAAAUCAAAACCCCCAAGUUUACAAAGAAGGUCCAGAUUGACCCGUACCUGGAGGACUCAAUGUGUCAAGUUUGCCUUCGCCAACCCGGGCCUUUCUUCUGCAGAGACCAGGCCUGCUUCAAGUACUACUGCCGCUCUUGCUGGCACUGGCAGCACUCCAUGGACAUCCUGAGCAACCACCGGCCCCUGAUGCGCAACCAGAAGAACCGGGACUCCAGCUAGAGCAGAGGAGCACACUCUGAAGGGGCCCCUCUGGAGGGGGGCGGCUGCCCGCCAAGGAGAGCACGUGUGCCAGGUGUCCCUCUGCACGAGGGCAUCGCGGCACUCCACCAGGCACUGGGGAUAUCACUGUAGAAAAUGUUCACUUUUGCACUUGCUACUUUUUUGCUGUUCAGUGGCACUAUGCACAGUGUUGGGAUGACAAGGGGCCCUUCACACAUUUUCUCAGACCGGUGGCCAGACAGAAAGUUGGGAGUCAGCCUAUGGUUAAGAAGUGGAUGAAAAUGCCCUUUUUUUUGGUUUUUUGUUUACUUGUGUUGCAUAGUGAAGAGCAUCACGCAAGUCUCAUGCCGUUCAUUGGCAAAUGCCAUACAGUGCCUUUAAAUUUUUAUUUUUCUUCCAUGCUCGCUCCCACUCUCUCCUACCCCCAGUUGGCAUCUGUUUUUCCUGUGCAAGCCAACUGGUGUUUCUUACUUUUGGGAGUUAAACGUUGGACUUCAUUUAACCAGUCGCAUUUCAGACAUUUUUACGCAGUUUUUUACUAAUUUGUACACACGGUUUUAAGUCAUGACAUGAACAUUUUGAAUAGAAUUCUACCAGGCGGCCGUUUUGGGAAAAUCCCCCUUUUUUGUUUUUCUCCUUUUUUUUUCUCAUCAAUUUUUCUUUUUAAUUUGCCCUCCUAAACUUCAACUGAAUGGGCACAAAAUGUUGGAAGUAGAACUUUAACUUGCUUUGUUGGUCCCGUUAUAUUUAAUGUAUUUACCGAUAGUACCUGAUAUGCUUCAACUGGGCAAUCUAUCAUUUCUCAAGCACCUGAUGGAUCCUGUUGAGAGCAGAGUGAAUGAACAUUUGACUGUAUGUAGUUUAAUUUUUGCACUUUUUAAUUUGCACGUGUGGAGAGGUGGCAGUGGUUUUUAAUCACUUUUGUACAUCAGCAGGGGGACUCGCCUAUUUUAAAACAGCUGCUUGUUUCCUGUUGAAUGUAAGAACUUCCACUUAGCUGAUUGAUAAUACAUUAAAUCUAUCCAGAGCUUGAGUAGACCAAGUAAAUGAUUCCACGCUUUCUUAUCCCAUUUUGCCUUCCUGUUCCAGUUGGACAUAAAUGCAUAAUAAGCUGUGUGCCAAAGACAAAGUGUCUUUUCUUUAUCCAUUAAGUUUGUCAUGCUGAGCUUGUUGUCCCUUAGCCCAGCUGCUUUUUAGAUUUUUGAAAGUCUACCUCAUUGUGGUCUGCCAAGUUUGCUGCUACUAAGUUGUGGAGUAUGUUCAGAUUGGGCACAAUAAAGGUGUUUAAGCAUUA